AUGUCUGAACUCAAAAUUGAAAAGAUCGCACCAGGCGAUGGUAAGACUUUCCCAACCGUUGGCAGUCUUGUGACUAUUCACUACGAGGGUACCCUCGAGAACGGCAAGAAGUUUGACUCCUCCAGAGACCGUGGCAAGCCAUUCCAAACCUACAUCGGUGUUGGUCAGGUGAUCAAGGGCUGGGACCAAGGUAUUCCAACUCUUUCUCUUGGUGAAAAGGCCAAGUUGACCAUUCCAGGUCCUCUGGCUUAUGGUCCACGUGGUUUCCCAGGUUUGAUUCCUCCAAAUGCCACCUUGAUCUUUGAGGUUGAGUUGCUUGGAAUCGACAACUAG
This is a messenger RNA of Kuraishia capsulata CBS 1993, 333 nucleotides long. RefSeq lists its product as uncharacterized. Gene Ontology annotation, molecular function: peptidyl-prolyl cis-trans isomerase activity. Bases 1 to 333 code for a protein of 110 amino acids. The transcript is spliced from 2 exons. The record is from RefSeq and is a predicted model, not a curated record. Lineage: Eukaryota; Fungi; Ascomycota; Pichiomycetes; Pichiales; Pichiaceae.